Laccaria bicolor S238N-H82 is the source of this 1289-nucleotide messenger RNA. RefSeq lists its product as uncharacterized. NCBI's taxonomy places the organism in Eukaryota, Fungi, Basidiomycota, Agaricomycetes, Agaricales, Hydnangiaceae. The record is from RefSeq and is a predicted model, not a curated record. The transcript has 5 exons. Bases 68 to 808 code for a protein of 246 amino acids.
GCUUCACUUUGUCUCCCACCACCUAAUACGCCCAGACACGCCUAUCCAAAACUAGUUCCAUCACAUCAUGUUCGGUCUUCUCAAGCUCACUACCACCAUAUGCUUCGCCUAUACGUUUUUCACUCAAGUACAUGCAUCCCCACUAUCUCGCCGCGAUGUCGUCGCGCCCCACAUAACGAGUCCUGAUGCGAACAGCGUUUGGCCCAUUGGAACUACGCAGCUCGUCACCUGGGAUACUUCGGACCUUCCUCCGGAUUCGCAGAUCACAAAUCCUAUAGGCCAGAUUAUCCUGGGCUACAACGAAAGUAACAGCCUGAACCUCGAUUUUACCAACCCCCUCGCAAAGGGGUUCAAACUACGCGAUGGAAAGGUUCAAAUCACCGUUCCCAACGUUCCCCCUAGGACGGACUACUUAAUCGUCUUAUUUGGCGAUUCCGGUAAUACGAGUCCUUCGUUUGCUAUCACCGCGAUUACUGGUAGUGGCUCACUCGCGGCCACACCGCAACCGUCGACCUCAACGUCGACGGAUUGGACGAGCCCCCCUUUCACUGGGUCUGUCAUAACCGGUGGGAUAAGCGAGUCAACGACGACGACCACCCUCGAUUCGUCGACGACGGUUACGGUACCCACAUCGACAACCUCCGGCUCGUCGGCGUCAUCUUCGUCAGUCUCGGGGAGCGCAGCCUCUGCUUCUGCGAGCACCACAAGUCAGUCCAGCGCCGCGUGGUCUGUACACCGUUCAAGCUGCCUAUUCAAGAUCUCCUCUUGGGGCAUGGCCUCCUUGGUUCUUCUUGCACUCUUUUUCUGAGCAUAACGCGAUGACGAAGAGAACAUGUCUCAUUCUUGAAGAGGAAACAAAGGAAGAAGAAAGGCAGUCGAUUGGGCUGCCUGCCGAACGAGUGAACUUUGAUGUUUUUAUUUGAUUUGACGAAAUUUCUUUCAAGGGAUUCCAUUUCAUGUGGAUUUCGUUUCAUGUAUAUGAACUUUUGGCUCUUGAUCAUGACCCUCCUCCCCAUUACCCCAUGCAAUAUCCCCCCUCUGACUGACCCCUUUGCAAUAUCCCCCCUCCCCUCCCCUUCCCGCAUCGCACAGUCACGUAUAUCUUUUCCCUCGACGAACUACGAUCCAUCCCCCUCGCAAGCUACAUCUACCUACCUAUCUAUCCGCAAGCAUCAACAUGUACUACCACAUUUUUUACGCACAUGCACAGAGUUUUGGUUUGAUCGCUUUUUGUUUUGCUGCUCUCAUGUUAUGCACUUGGUCUUGAAUCCGUGAUUUUCUUUUCGUUC